AUGAGAUUCAACGUUGAUUUGAUUUGUAUUCUCCUCAAGCAUGUGGGAGUGAUCCUUGGAAUGGAUUGGUUGUCAAGCCAUUAUGUUCUAUUGGAUUGUGCUCGUAAGUCUGUGAUAUUCCCAAACCCAAGUGUUUCUCGAUUCCUUGAUACCAAUAAAUUGAAGUUAUCUUUGAAAGGGGGAGUUCAAAAGUGUGUUUCCCUCAACUCAGUCAAUACGAAGCUAGAGGUGGAGGUAGACGGGAUACUUAUGGUCGAAGAUUUUCCAGAGGUAUUUUCGCCGGAUGUACCAAGAUUACCCCCAGUUCAUGAUACUGAAUUCUCAAUUGAUGUGACUCUGGGUACAAGACCUAUAUCUAUUGCCCCAUAUAGAAUGUCUCCAUCGAAAUUGUCAGAGUUGAAAAAUCAGUUGGAGGACCUUUUAUCUAAAUAG
Molecule: messenger RNA, 432 nt
Organism: Cicer arietinum (chickpea)
Lineage: Eukaryota; Viridiplantae; Streptophyta; Magnoliopsida; Fabales; Fabaceae
Source: RefSeq, a predicted model, not a curated record